This is a messenger RNA of Aspergillus terreus NIH2624, 348 nucleotides long. Its product is annotated as SBDS family protein. The record is from RefSeq and is a predicted model, not a curated record. The transcript is spliced from 3 exons. Lineage: Eukaryota; Fungi; Ascomycota; Eurotiomycetes; Eurotiales; Aspergillaceae. The coding region runs from base 1 to 348 and encodes 115 amino acids.
AUGCCUCGUGCCAACGACCCCACCUCCAAGGUCUUCUACAAGGGCUCCUCCGAUGACUUCAUCGUCUUCGUCGACGACGCCCAGGCCCUCAACAACUGGCGCAAGGACCGUUCCAUUCCGCUGGCGGAUGUGCUGAACGGCUGGAAGAUCUUCACGACCCACAGACACGGCGCCCAGGGCGUCCUCGACGGCGCCAGCAAGGCGAGCCUCGAGAACGAGUUCGGGACUUCCAACGAAGACGACGUCGUCACGAAGAUUCUGGAGAACGGUGAAUUCCAGACCACUGGUUCCAAGGAGAACGUGGGUGAUACGAACUUCCGCAACGGAUCGGGAGGCAUGACUCGGUAA